CGCAGUUCUGUUUUUAACGUAAACAGCGGUAGCUGGCUUUCUGAUAUAUUUUUGUUAACUUCUUAAUUCUGUAAUAUUUUACGUAUCCGAUCAAAACUUAACCACAGUGUUAUUUAGAGCUACGUAAACAGAGCCGACGGCCAGGUGUGUGAGGCUGCGUGUGUUGGAAAGUCCACGGAAAAGUUAUGGAAAAUGUCGAACCUGAGUUGCCGGACCCGAGUGUUACCGACGCUCAGAACGGACGAGGAAACCCAGUGCCCAAGAAGACACAUUUGACUCAGAUAGAGGUGAUUCCCUGUAAGAUAUGCGGGGAUAAGUCCUCAGGCGUUCACUAUGGGGUUAUUACCUGCGAGGGCUGUAAGGGUUUUUUCCGGCGGAGUCAGUCGUCCAGCGUGUCGUACUCGUGUUCCAGGCAGAGCAACUGUCCCAUUGACCGCGCAAGCAGGAACCGCUGUCAGAGCUGCAGGCUAAAGAAAUGUGUCGCCCAGGGGAUGAGUCGAGAUGCCGUGAAGUUCGGUCGCAUGUCCAAACGUCAGAGAGACUCUCUGUUCGCCGAGGUGGAGAGGCAUCGUCAGCAGCAGCGUCUUCAGUCCAGCCCCGGGGAGGCCCAGCCCGUGCCCCCUUACCGGCCCAUCAAGGAACCCCGCUCACCUCAUCUAAUCCAGCCCCUGGCUCAGGCCUUCCCCUACCCCAUGGACCCUGAGUUUCGCGGAUGUCCGCCGGAGGUGCACCCCUACCUGGCAUGUCCCCCAGGAGAGGUCCAGGCUUCUGCUCUGGCCUACAGAGGCUCCCUGAGGAGAGAUGACAACAGUGGCCACACAGACCGCAGAGGCUUUGAUUCCAGACGAUCAACUCCUGAUGCUGUGCUGAGUAUGCCUGGAGGUGAAAUGGGGUUACGACCUUAUGACCCUGAAGAUCCAUUCUGCUCCUACCCUACCUCACUGCACAUAGAGGAGCUGUGCGCCAGCAUCGUGCGUUCUCACAGGGAGACCUGUCAGUUCCGACCGGAGGAGCUCCAGGCGCUGAAGUGGAAGGUCUUCACCAGGGAGGAGGUCCACGCCUACCAGAGCAAGACAGUGGAUGAGAUGUGGCAGUUGUGUGCGGUACGGUUGACUGACGCAGUGCAGUACGUGGUGGAGUUUGCCAAACGUAUCCCAGGAUUCCGUCAGCUCUGUCAGAACGACCAGAUCGCCCUACUCAAGAGCGGGUCGAUGGAGGUUGUGUUGGUGAGAAUGAGUAGGAUAUUUAACACUGAGAACAGCACCGUGUUCUUCGACGGGAAGUUUGCCGGGACUGAAGUUUUUAAGUCUCUGAUAUGUGCUGAUCUGAUAGCAGCAGUAUUUGACUUCGCGCACAGCAUGUGUGCUCUCAGACUAAGUGAACAGCAGGUGGCGCUGUUUAGCGCACUCGUUCUCAUCAACGCAGAUCGACCAUGUCUAGAGGAGAGAGGAAGAGUACAGAGAGUGAGAAAGGACGUAGAGCUGGCAUUGAGUCACAUCUUACACAGAGACAACCAACAAAGCCUACAGAGCAAGCUGUACGAGAAGAUGGCAGACUUGAGGUCCCUCUGUGCUUUGCACAUGGAGAAACUGCGCUGGUUCAGGCAGCUGUAUCCACUCACCAUGCACUCUCUCUUCCCACCACUGUACAAAGAGCUGUUCGGGUCGGACACCGAAACGCAGACGCUGCCUGCUCACUGAACACACACACACACAUACACACACACAUACCUACAGACACAAGCUCACACAGGUUAACAGACAUACUCAAAUACACACAUACUCAUACACACGCAAAUCAUAACACACAG
Messenger RNA from Chanos chanos (milkfish), 1810 nucleotides. It is a transcript of the gene rorc, whose product is annotated as RAR-related orphan receptor C. NCBI's taxonomy places the organism in Eukaryota, Metazoa, Chordata, Actinopteri, Gonorynchiformes, Chanidae. Gene Ontology annotation, biological process: regulation of transcription by RNA polymerase II. The transcript is spliced from 12 exons. Bases 186 to 1700 code for a protein of 504 amino acids. Gene Ontology annotation, molecular function: nuclear receptor activity; RNA polymerase II cis-regulatory region sequence-specific DNA binding; zinc ion binding. The record is from RefSeq and is a predicted model, not a curated record. Gene Ontology annotation, cellular component: nucleus.